This is a messenger RNA of Drosophila ananassae, 780 nucleotides long. RefSeq names its product GILT-like protein 2 (gene GILT2). Lineage: Eukaryota; Metazoa; Arthropoda; Insecta; Diptera; Drosophilidae. Gene Ontology annotation, molecular function: oxidoreductase activity, acting on a sulfur group of donors, disulfide as acceptor. The coding region runs from base 103 to 726 and encodes 207 amino acids. The transcript has 4 exons. The record is from RefSeq and is a predicted model, not a curated record.
ACAUACAAUCCAGACUUUAUUGCAGUGUUCCCCGGGCGGUGGCGUUGAACGGUUUAAAAUUUCAAGAUCAGCAGACGAUUCUAUACUUAAAUUGAACCUGCAAUGAAGGCGUUCCUCUAUGUCUGCCUGAUGAUUCUGGGCUUAGUAGGCGUGGCUACGGCUAAGCGUCGAGGACCAGUUCGAGACAAGCUCCCAGUUACACUGUACUACGAGGCUUUGUGUCCCUACUGCAGGGAAUUCGUCACCUCGCAACUUUUACCCGCAAUGAUGCGCCUGAACCUUUUCCCAUUUACAGAGCUAACUCUGGUCCCCUAUGGAAAUGCCAAGCUCGACGAUGCCGGAAAUGUCGUUUGUCAGCACGGGGUGGAUGAAUGCGAGCUAAAUGCAAUUCAUGGAUGCAUUCUGGAGCACCACAAUAUCACCCAAUCUUUCAAGCUGAUCGCCUGCAUGAUGAGGGGCAAGAAGAACAGGCUGGACAGGUGCGCUGACCGCUACAAAAUCGAUGUGGGCGAUGUAAAGAAAUGCAAGGCAACCCGUUCCGUCAACGAUAUAUUGGCUAAGUACGGCCAGGAGACAGCCAAGGUCUCGUUCAACGGAGUGCCGGCCAUAGCAUUGGAUAAUAUUUACGAUGCAAAUGAGUCCGAACAGCUCUCGGACAAUUUUGAUGUCAUUUUUUGUGCGAAAUACAAGGAAAAGUUUAAUAAAAGCCUUGACACGUGCCCUUAAAUGCUAAACUGUCAUAUUUUUAUUUAAAUAAAGAGUCUAAAUAUUUUUAAACUA